Ectocarpus sp. CCAP 1310/34 is the source of this 1688-nucleotide messenger RNA. Lineage: Eukaryota; Phaeophyceae; Ectocarpales; Ectocarpaceae. The record is from the annotation of a GenBank genome assembly.
AUGCUGAGGAGCGAUAUCAAGAUUGCGGGAGAAACGAGGGUCAUCAAGCACAGAUGGCGCACGCACGCCAGGGGCUAUCAGCUGACCUCCACGCUGCUGAAGAAGGGCACUGAGACUGCGGCUACCAAGGCAAUAGGCUCUGUGGUGGAUGACCUCGAGGGCGUUGUACAUAUGGCCCGAGAGCAUGUUGAUGACCUCCGAGAACGGGCUACUAAACGUCGCAAGAAGAAACCGGAAGGAGCCGCCACCAGAUCUGCUGCCGCUGCUGCGGUGGCUGCUUCUGCUGCCGAACGAGGUCCAAGGUUAGGAGCCGAUGCACGUCUCGCUCGCUCCGAUCCGCUUGAGGCGCUUCUUUUCAGCGGACCGAGGAGAAGCCCACAACCCACGACGACUCCUCCACGACAACGGCAAACGGCUAUCGACCGGCACCGCGACGGGGUGAAGCAGAUCGUGUUAGAGGAUGAUGUGUUGAAGGAGGAGCUGAGGGAGUUACUGUGUGUCGGAGAACUUGGAGAGGCAGCGGCGACGAAGGCUGCUGUCGAUGCGGAGAACAUUCGCGCACUGGUCGCCUCUAUAGAGACGCUGAAGCUACACUCCCACAGCAACAUCGGCCGCGCUGCCUACAACACCGUCAUUGCCGCAGCUGCUGGAGCGGAGCACACGUGCGAUCCUGAUGACCCUUGCACCCCGGAUGAGCCGUGCGCACCUGCUGAGCCGCAUGGUGCCGUCAGCCUUGCCGCGCGAGCACAGGGUCUCGGUGUGAGAGACGGCACGUUCCGUGCAGCGCGUACCCGGAUGCACAGAACUGACCACACCAUACCUCCACAGGAAGCUUUGGAGAAGGGGAGAUACCUCUGGGCUCCUCGCAAGGAAAGGAGCGACAAGAUGGACGAACGUGUCAUGGAUUUGGCGAGGAGGUUCUGGCACUCUGACGAUAUUCUCGUGCGUCGGGAGACUCCGGGGAACCAGCUUGAAAAGCUUGGUGUCAUCCUCAUCCACAACUUCGCGGUCACGUCGCACUUCAAAGGCGCCGACGAUGGCAUCGGGGGGUUGCUGAAGGCUCUGUCGCGAGAAGCGGAGAAAAGGGGCCAGCGCAUUCACAACACCCAAGCCGCAGCCGACUUCCUCCAAGUUUACGCCGAGGCAAAGGAGGAUGGAGGAGGUCACUUUUCAAGCUGGUUUCCCUACCGGAUCAAGAGGUUCCACAUCAAGCUUCUUGAACACCGAGAGAUCCCUCGCCCGUUCGUAGAUUUGACGGGCAUCUCUGGGAGUUCCAAGCUGUACCAGUUCAUGGGAGCGGGGGUCCAGGAGGAGGAGAGCUCGGCGUAGGCGUAGAGGUGCAGACAGAGAACGGGGUUCCCCUCGUAGGUGGCGAGAAAGAGGUUGUAGCUAACCCGCAGAGAUGGCAGGCGGACGAAUCAACCGUUCUGACGUUUCCGACGUCACGAAGCGAUACAAGCUACGCGUUCGCCAGGCGUCGUGCUACUGCUCGUGUAGUGUUGGAGCUUACGACGACAGCGUCCCGGCCAAGAAGUACGCGGGGAUGGUGGGUAUGGUGAAGGCUGUGUCGGGCAAGCACAAGGUUACUCGGACGUCCUGUGGUGUAGGGGAUUGAGGGGUGUCCGUGGUGCACGUCAUGUUCUCGUGUUUGGCGUCUUGUUCUCUUCCAUAUUCUUUUGUUUCUGUGG